UCCAUCGUAAGCUGUGUCCUCUUCUUCUCACCUUUCUCACACCUCAGCUCUCGAUUCAUUCACCUCCUUGUACCAUCCUAUCUACGCAAGACCUACCUCCGUAGAAUGGACGGCCAGAUCCUCGCUGCUUCUGAGAAGCACCCUAUUGUGCCCAACCAUACUUACAAGUAUGGCACUGCGGGGUUCCGCAUGAAGGCUGACCUUCUCGAUGGCGUCGCCUUCCGUGUCGGCCUCCUGUCGGGCCUGCGCAGCCGCAAGCUCAAUGGCCAGGCCAUUGGCGUUAUGAUCACCGCCAGCCACAACCCGGCCGUUGACAACGGUGUCAAGAUUGUCGACCCCAUGGGCGAGAUGCUUGAGCAGGAGUGGGAAGCCUACGCUACCCGUCUUGUCAACUGCCCCUCCGACCAGGAGCUCCUCGACACCUACAAGGCCCUCGCUGAGCAGCUCAAGAUCGAUCUCUCUGCCCCUGGCCGCGUUGUCUACGGUCGUGAUACCCGUCCCUCGGGCCACUCCCUCGUCGCUGCCCUCGCCGAUGCCUUCGAGGCCACCUCGACCGAGUACACCGACUACAAGAUCCUCACCACCCCCCAGCUUCACUACCUGACCCGCUGCAUCAACACCGAGGGCACUCCCAAGGCCUACGGAAAGGUCAGCGAGGCCGGUUACUACGAGAAGCUCUCCGAGGCCUUUGUCCGCGCUCUUCGCGGCAAGAAGCUCCAGGGCCAGCUCAUUGUCGACUGCGCCAAUGGCGUCGGAGGCCCCAAGCUUACGGAGCUGCUCAAGGUCAUUCCCCACGACGUGACCGGCUCCGAUAUCAAGGUCGUCAAUGACGAUGUGCUUCGCCCUGAGGUUCUCAACCUCGAUGCCGGUGCCGACUACGUCAAGACCAAGCAGCGAGCUCCUCCCAGCCCCAAGCCUAUCCCUGGUGUCCGUUGCUGCUCCCUCGAUGGCGAUGCCGACCGUCUGAUCUACUACUGGAUCGACCCUGACACUGGCUUCUUCAUGCUCGACGGCGACCGUAUCUCGUCCCUCAACGCCUCCUUCAUUGGCGACCUCGUCCGCUCUGCUGGCCUUGCUGAUGACCUCCGCAUCGGCGUCGUCCAGACCGCCUACGCCAACGGUGCUAGCACCAACUACAUCGAGAAGCACCUUCAGCUCCCUGUGGUCUGCACCCCCACCGGCGUUAAGCACCUGCACCACGUCGCCUGCCAGUUCGACGUCGGCGUCUACUUUGAGGCUAACGGCCACGGCACCGUUGUCUUUUCCCAGGAGGCCAUCCGCGCUUUCCGCGAGACAGAGCCCCAGUCACCUGCUCAGAAGGAUGCGCUUGAGACGCUGGCGGCUGUCAGCGACCUCAUCAACCAGACGGUCGGCGACGCCAUCUCGGACAUGCUCAUGGUGGAGGUCAUUCUCGCUCACAAGGGAUGGACUCUUAAGGACUGGGCCAUGACCUACACUGACCUCCCCAACCGUCUCGUCCGCGUCGAGGUCGGCAACAAGGACCUCUUCCAGACCACGGAUGCCGAGCGCAAACUCAGCCAGCCCGCCGGUGCCCAGGAUGAGAUUGACCAGUGUGUUAGGAAGUACACCAAUGCCCGUUCCUUUGCCCGCGCCAGUGGCACUGAGAAUGCAUGCCGUGUGUACGCCGAGGCUGCCACCCGCUCCGAGGCUGACGAGCUCGCCAACAAGGUUGCUCAGAUUGUGAAGCAGUUUGGCUCUUGA
Fusarium keratoplasticum is the source of this 1722-nucleotide messenger RNA. RefSeq names its product Phosphoacetylglucosamine mutase. NCBI's taxonomy places the organism in Eukaryota, Fungi, Ascomycota, Sordariomycetes, Hypocreales, Nectriaceae. Gene Ontology annotation, molecular function: phosphoacetylglucosamine mutase activity; magnesium ion binding. Gene Ontology annotation, biological process: UDP-N-acetylglucosamine biosynthetic process; carbohydrate metabolic process. The transcript has 2 exons. The record is from RefSeq and is a predicted model, not a curated record. Bases 106 to 1722 code for a protein of 538 amino acids.